Dermatophagoides pteronyssinus (European house dust mite) is the source of this 2211-nucleotide messenger RNA. RefSeq names its product putative polypeptide N-acetylgalactosaminyltransferase 9. Gene Ontology annotation, biological process: protein O-linked glycosylation. NCBI's taxonomy places the organism in Eukaryota, Metazoa, Arthropoda, Arachnida, Sarcoptiformes, Pyroglyphidae. Gene Ontology annotation, cellular component: Golgi apparatus. The record is from RefSeq and is a predicted model, not a curated record. Gene Ontology annotation, molecular function: polypeptide N-acetylgalactosaminyltransferase activity.
UUUUCUUCAUCUUCUUUGAGAAAAUCGGUCGAUAUAAAAAAAACAACGGGAAAUAACACCUUUUCACAACAAUUGUGUGUUAGUGUGUGUGUGUUAGCGUGCCUACAAAGAUUUUGUUUUUAUUUAUUUUCGAAAGAAAAAAAAAUCAAAUAACCAAAACAAAAACAAAAACAAAAAUGACGAUUUUUCGUCGAUUUUGGCUUCGCAGAAGCUUAACACGUUUAUUAAUAUUUCUUUGCAUCACCUGGGUAUUAUUUGUGUUAAUGUAUUCAUAUCAUGGUCAUACAAAUUCACAAACAUACGGCAAUUCAUAUGAAGAUAUAUCAUCAUCAAAUAUAAAUAAUAUACAACAACAACAAGAUGUUGCAUCAGCUAUUGCAAAUAGAUUAAGAUCAUCUAGGCAACAAGAUGAUGAAGAUUCAUCGGAUGAUGAUACGAAUCGAAUUGAUUCACAUAAUCAUAUAAUCGAAAUUAAAGAUAAUCCAAUUAAAAAUAUUGGUAAACAUAAAUAUCAUAAAAAGCCAAAUAAAAAUGAUGAUGUGCCAAACUUAGAAGCUGUGAUACCACUUCCUUUUAAUAGUAGUUCCAAUGGUUUUGGCGAAAAUGGCCGUCCAAUUAUAAUACCAAAAAAUGUUAGUAGAGAAAUUCAAAAAUUGAUUGAUAUUGGCUGGAAAGAUAAUGCAUUCAAUCAAUAUGCCAGUGAUCUCAUGUCGUUACAUCGUUCACUGCCAGAUGUUCGUGAUCCAAGAUGCAAAUCGGUUGGAUAUGAAAAAAAAUUGCCUCCGACAAGUGUCAUAAUUUGUUUUCACAAUGAAGCCUGGUCAGUAUUACUUCGAACUGUUUAUUCCGUAUUGGAUAGAUCUCCUCCUGAACUAAUCAAAGAAAUUAUUUUGGUCGAUGACUUUUCCGACAAAGAAUUUCUUGGCAAAAAACUUGAUGAUUAUGUUCAAAAGUUGAAAAAAGUUAAAGUAGUAAGAGCUAAAAAACGAGAAGGAUUGAUUAGAGCAAGAUUGCUUGGAGCAGCUGCCGCUACGGCACCGGUUUUAACAUAUCUUGAUUCACAUUGUGAAUGUGCUGAAGGAUGGCUUGAACCAUUACUUGAUCGUAUUGCAAAAAGUUCUACUGCCGUUGUUUGUCCAGUUAUUGAUGUAAUUAAUGAUUCUACAUUUGAAUAUCAUUAUAAUCCUGAUGCAAGUGCUUUAAAUGUCGGUGGAUUCGAUUGGAAUCUACAAUUUAAUUGGCAUGCCGUGCCCUUUCGUGAACGCAAACGUCAUAAAAGUCCUGUCGAACCAGUUUAUUCACCAACAAUGGCUGGUGGUCUUUUUUCAAUUGAUAAAAAUUUUUUCGAAAAGCUUGGCACUUAUGAUAAUGGUUUUGAUAUAUGGGGUGGUGAAAAUCUAGAAAUAUCAUUCAAAACUUGGAUGUGUGGCGGUACAUUGGAAAUUGUUCCAUGUUCACAUGUUGGCCAUGUUUUUCGUUCCCGUUCACCAUAUAAAUGGAGAUCUGGAGUGAAUGUUUUGAAAAGAAAUUCGAUUCGAUUGGCUGAAGUUUGGAUGGAUGAUUACAAAAAAUACUAUUACGAUCGAAUCGGUAAUGAUUUGGGAGAUUAUGGCGAUGUAUCAUCAAGAAAGGCUUUACGAGAAAAACUUCAGUGCAAAAGUUUUGAUUGGUAUAUCAAGAAUAUCUAUCCAGAGCUUUUUGUGCCUGGCGAUGCUAUCGCUUCAGGAGAAAUUCGUAAUCACGGCAAUUCUGAAUACCAGAUGUGUAUCGAUAGUGCUGCAAAACGAUCCGAUUUACACAAACCAUUGGGCCUUUAUCCAUGUCAUAAACAAGGAGGCAAUCAAUAUUGGCUUUAUAGUAAAAUUGGUGAAAUUCGUCGUGAUGAAGCGUGUAUGGAUUAUGCCGGACGUGAUGUCAUUUUAUAUCCUUGUCAUGGUUCCAAAGGAAAUCAGUAUUGGUCUUAUAAUCAUGAGCUAAAACAAAUAAAACACGUUAUCACUAGCAGAUGUUUAGAAAUGACAGCAACAAAAGAUCGUCUUAUUGUACAAUAUUGUGAUCCAACAAAUAAAUUUCAACAAUGGACAUUUUCUGAUUAUAAUUCUUCAAAAAUGGAAAAUAUGCAGGAUGCUGAUGAUGUUGAAGAAUAAUAAAUAAAUUUAAUAAUGAUUUAAACAAAUCAACCGUCACUAUAAACAACAACAACAACAACGA